CCUCAAAAUAUUUUGGGAAGAGUCAUUUAUAUCUUCCCCUAGAUAUACUCCGUAACUCAGGAGCAGUCAGGUGUAUCAUACUACCCGCUGCCAUCAUGAUUCGAUCUUUGGCCGCGGCAUAUAGGCCCCGACUGCUCCCCAGACGCCCCCUCUCAGUCCCCUCAUGCUACCGUCCAUUCUCCGCCUCAAGAUGGACCUUCUCUCCAGACGUCUUCCACUCCCAGCGUGAGGACCCCUCUGCCUCAGCCAUCCUCUCCUCUCUUGAAUCCGCGACCGACCCCGUACCGCAGACCCUCGUUGAGAAAAUCGUCCAGAAGUAUUCCGUCGGCCUAGCUCCGGGCAAACACGUGCGGUCCGGCGACUAUGUCACCAUCUCCCCCUACAAAUGCAUGACCCACGAUAACUCAUGGCCCGUCGCGCUCAAGUUCAUGUCCAUCGGCGCGUCUAAACUGCAGGAUCCUAAGCAGAUCGUCAUGACUCUGGACCAUGACGUGCAGAAUAAGUCGGAGAAGAAUUUGCUCAAGUAUCAGCAGAUUGAACAGUUUGCCAAGACUCAUGAGGUAGACUUUUAUCCUGCGGGGCGCGGUAUUGGCCAUCAGAUCAUGGUCGAGGAAGGGUACGCUUGGCCUGGCACCCUAGUGGUGGCAUCGGAUAGCCACUCCAACAUGUACGGAGGAGUGGGAUGUCUGGGUACCCCCGUGGUACGGACAGAUGCUGCUAGCAUCUGGGCCACGGGCAAAACAUGGUGGCAGAUCCCUCCAGUUGCGAAGGUUAACUUUACUGGUGUCUUGCCCAAGGGUGUUACGGGCAAGGAUGUGAUUGUCGCGCUCUGUGGCCUGUUCGACAAGGACGAUGUCCUCAAUCAUGCCAUUGAAUUCACAGGAUCGGAAGAAACCAUGAGAAGUUUAGCGGUCGAUGACAGACUUACCAUUGCCAACAUGACAACAGAAUGGGGCGCUCUCGCUGGCAUCUUCCCCGUCGACAACAUCUUGAAAGGCUGGUUGAGAUCCAAAGCGACAACCGCAGCUAUGUGGGGUGGAUCCCAGAACGGUCUCCCAAGCUCAGCAAAUACACGCUUCACACAUUCCCUACUGGAUAAAAUGUUCGAACGGCCCCUUGCUGCAGAUAAGGGCGCCCAGUACGCCAAAGAGCUCUACCUGGAUCUGUCUACGCUUGCUCCCUACGUCUCUGGCCCUAAUUCCGUGAAAGUGGCUACUCCCUUGAAUGAGCUAGAAGGACAGGAUAUCAAGGUUAACAAAGCAUAUCUCGUCUCGUGCACAAACUCCAGAGCAUCUGACCUUGCCGCGGCUGCAAAGGUCUUUAGGGAGGCUGCAGAGAAAAACGACGGGAAAAUUCCAAAGCUAGCAGAUGGCGUCAAAUUCUACAUCGCAGCUGCCUCUAUCCCCGAACAGAACGCUGCAGAAGAAGCUGGUGACUGGCAAGUCCUGGUCGAAGCGGGAGCCCAACCACUCCCGGCUGGUUGUGGACCAUGUAUCGGCUUAGGAACUGGUCUUCUGGAACCGGGCGAAGUGGGAAUCAGUGCAACAAAUCGCAAUUUCAAGGGUCGGAUGGGUAGCACCGAAGCAAAGGCGUACCUUGCCAGUCCCGAAGUCGUCGCCGCCAGCGCGCUGAGCGGCAAAAUUAGCGGGCCGGGCUGGUACGAGAAGCCGGAGGGAUGGACUGGCGUUAUCCGUGGCGAAGGUGAUGGCAUCAGAGAAGAAGAUAGAAUGCUUACGGCCGAAGAAUCCAUUGCCAAAGUCAUCGGCCAGCUCGAUACCAUGGUCCAAGACGCCGAGAAGAUCUUCGGUGACAAAGCCACAUCAUCAGCCUUAACAUCUCCACAAGAAAGUGCGUCUCAACAACAGCAGCCCCAAUCCCAACAAGAGCCUGAAACCGACUCCCCCGCCCUCACCGAACUCUUCCCAGGCUUCCCCGAACGCGUCUCUGGCGAAAUCAUCUUCUGCGACGCCGACAACAUAAACACCGACGGCAUCUACCCCGGCAAAUACACCUACCAAGACAACAUCUCCACCGCCCAAAUGGCCAAAGUCUGCAUGUCCAACUACGACGCCGCCUUCUCCCAGCUCGCGCGCGCAGGCGACAUCCUCGUUACAGGCUUCAACUUCGGCUGCGGCAGCUCGCGCGAGCAGGCCGCGACAGCUAUCCUAGCCAAGCGCAUCCCGCUCGUCGUCGCGGGCAGCUUCGGCAACAUCUUCUCGCGCAACAGUAUCAAUAAUGCGCUGAUGGGGCUGGAGGUGCCGAGGUUGAUUGAGCGGUUGAGGGAGUCAUUUGGUAAUGCCGGUGCUGAGGAUGGGAAGAAGGCGCUCACGCGCAGGACUGGGUGGACGUUGACAUGGGAUGUUAGGAGGAGCCGGAUUGAGGUGCAGGAGGGCGAAGGGGGUGCGAAGUGGACACAUAAGGUUGGUGAGUUGCCGCCGAAUGUGCAGGAGAUUAUUGCGCGGGGUGGGUUGGAGAAGUGGGUUAAGAAUGCUAUUGCGGAGUCGUAGGAGUGUAUAUUGUGAUUUAUAUGCAGAUGGAUUGUGGAGCCAAUUUUUUUGCCUUGUUUUUCCUUGUCCUUUCAUUUUGGUGUUUUCUCCGUGAAAUGUCAUCUACGAUACCUUGGGCUUUUUCCCCUUAUUUUUUUCUUCCCUUUGCCAUUUUUUUUCUAAUUUCCAUAGAUCGGUGUGAUUGCUGCCUCAAAUUUCGGUCCUUGGCCUUGGUUUCUUUUACCCUUGGGAUAUCUUAUAUUGAUUGGUUGCUAGAGAAGAAAAAAGCGGAUGUGCAUUGCUUGUCUUGUUUCAUUGCCCAUUUAUCCGGCGGGACUCUUGUGUUUUCAUUGACUUCAUCUCUGAGUUCAAAAGUGUAUAUAGAUUUAGAAAUAUUUGCCUCGUCACUAGUCAUCCUACUUCCCUCUUCAUUGACCUUCCCUCUACGGAGCAUGUCGUGUCUCGUUUUAAAGAUGCCAUCGACUCACUGGUCGGCAUCGAUAGCGUUGUGUCGAAGUAUGGUACCGUUGUGUAUGCACGGGAGGUCUUGGUUCCCGAACUGCUGGAGAUGUUGGUCCGGGAGGACAUGGGAGUCAAAACAAUGCAGGGUGUAACAAGCGUGUACGGUGGAAUCGAGGAAUGAGGGCUAUGGCCAAGCAAUAUAGAGUACACAAAACUCGAGAGAACAACAGCCAACGAAGUGAUGAUAUCAUAUAAGAAAAUAGACCUCCUGAUUUCAAGUCCAUCCCCAGAACACCCUGUCAAUUUCAAGAUUUCAAAAACGGGUUCUAAAAAGAAGAGACUGGGUCUCUUUCUUAUGUACUUCCACCGCCCCCUGCGGCAGACCCUUGGCCUGGACCUUCUCCCCACUGGGGGGGAUUCGGCGGCCGCGACGGAAUUAUUGAUCCGCCCCAAGGAUUAGUCGUAGGGAGAGAGGCUGGAGCCAACCCUUCAGUCGAUGUGGUGGAGACUAAGGGUUGCUCACCGGGAGCCGGGGGUGCUGUCGUAGCUGUUGCGCCGGUAGGCCAUUGGAUUCUGUUCUUGUAUACCGCGGACUGUUCUGGUCUGUCAGGUGUUGGGUUACCCCAUAUAACUUCUCUCGGUUCAUAUUUCUUGGUAUUAUCAUUGAGAUAGAUGUGGACAGAGUAGGCCCACACUUGGCCCGCCCCAGCACGAUCAGCGAUUUUACCAAACCGCACAGAAAUAUGAUAAGCAGUAUCCGGUUCUCUGUCGGUUUUUGAGGUUUGAGUCUUGUGACCGCCCUUCCUAGAACAAAGACAAAAUCACAGGAUAUGGGUAUAAUCAACAGGAUAGUCCGCGGGGUCCGCGGGAUGAUAACAUACUGCACAAUACAGUAAUCUGGUAGAAGGGUCUUGAAGGUUUCGCCGGUAUUAGACUCCAUACGGUCUUGGGGGUUCUUUAUAUAGUCCCUGAUGCACUGGACAACCUCUUCCACACUGUGGGCCUCAGGUUUGUGAUUCCACUCAAGCCGAAGCUGCUUUUCGACC
This is a messenger RNA of Blastomyces gilchristii SLH14081, 3994 nucleotides long. RefSeq names its product homoaconitase, mitochondrial. Gene Ontology annotation, molecular function: homoaconitate hydratase activity; 4 iron, 4 sulfur cluster binding. The transcript is spliced from 2 exons. The coding region runs from base 96 to 2507 and encodes 803 amino acids. NCBI's taxonomy places the organism in Eukaryota, Fungi, Ascomycota, Eurotiomycetes, Onygenales, Ajellomycetaceae. The record is from RefSeq and is a predicted model, not a curated record. Gene Ontology annotation, biological process: L-lysine biosynthetic process.